GCUCCUACGUUCGUGACGAGAGGACCCACGGCGUGUGCGACCCGCGCUUCCUCGCCAGUUCCUCCAGGCCGCAGCCUCUCGCAGAGCGCAUCUUCGUCGCUCCGUUAACUGGAUUUAUUUCGAAACGACAGUAGAUAGAGAGGGGCCCUCUUCGUCUUCUCGUUCUUCUUAAGCAAACACCUCACGGCUCAUUUGUCGUUUUUUCUACCGUAUUUGUACUCCACGCCGUAUAGUCGUAGAUAGUGAUUAGAGAAUUACAUGCUUUUGUAGAACGACAGUGAAAGUAACCAAUGAAAAUAUAUUUGUGUGAAAUCAAGAUUUGGCAGUGCCUACGUAUGAACUAUGUGGCACGCUGGGUGAAGAGGCCUGUAGAUGAAAUGCGAAGAAAAACACGUUGCAAUGAGUGAGGUGGAAAUGAGGUACAGUUCGUAACAUUAAUCAAAUAUCGCUCAUGUCGACGCCUGGACAUUGUUGACACUUCACCAUGUCGAAGAGAAACCUGGAACUAUUCCUUCUCUACUGGAUUUCAGCUCUGCAUUUAGGAUGGUCAUUACCCCAGUCCUUCCGCGUGGCUCCGCAGAACGUGGAGGUGGUGGCCGGAAAUGACGUCACUCUUCGCUGCGAGGUGGAAAAUCAACAAGGGAAAGCGCAGUGGACGAAAGAUGGAUUCGCUCUAGGAUUCAAUCGCUCGAUCCCCGGCUUCCCGAGAUACAGUGUCGUGGGAGACGAAUCGAGAGGAAUCCACAAUCUGCUGAUAACUGAAGUGGAGAUAGGCGAUGAUGGGGAAUACCAGUGUCAGGUGACUCCGCCCAGCAGCGGUGGAGGCAAAGCUAUUAGGCAUGCAGCCAAUCUCACCGUCCUUUUACCACCGACAAGCAUAGAAAUGGUGGACCACGAACCCAACGCCAAGAUAACCGUCAAAGCCGGGGACUCUGUGACUCUUCAGUGUGCGAUAAGAAACGCCAAGCCCGUCUCCAAGGUGGCUUGGUAUAGAGGAAAUGAUCCAUUGCGGUUGGAUUCGCAAACCGACAGGAAAGAAACGUCCGAAAACGACCUCAAUUUGAAGACUCUGAAGACGACCAUAACCUUUCGUCCAACGCAUACGGACAAUGGGGUGGAGUACAGUUGUCGCGCCGUCCAUCCAGCUCUUGAAGACUCUAAUACCCAGAUGGUAGCUAAAGUCAGGCUAGAUGUCCAUUACGAGCCAGGCGCCCCAGAGAUCACGGGCUACACCGAAGGGGAAAUCGUGAGGGCGGGAGACAGGAAGACCCUAGCGUGCAGGGCGCGGGGCGGAAACCCCCUCCCGGAGGUGUUCUGGUACAAGAACGGCGCCCAGAUCGACAAGAACUUCAACAAGCACCGGAACUACGCCGUCAACGAGUACGAGUUCGAGGUCGAGGCGUCGGACAACCUGGCCAAGUACGAGUGCCACGUCAUGAACUCGAUGACGAAGCAGCCGAAGAAAGCCGAGAUUCAGCUGAGGGUCAAUUUCGCCGCCUCACAAGUGACCAUUUCCGGACCGAGCGAAGUGAAGGUGGGAGACAUAAUCGCCGUGAGCUGCCUCGCCGAAAAUUCGAACCCCCCAGCGGACGUCAAUCUGGUUAUCAACGGACAGACGCCCCCCGGAGCUACGUCCUCGACGCAGAAGGUUGAUAAUGGAGGAUGGAACACCAUUACAAACCUUACCAGUUACGAAGUUCGACCAAUAGAUUCAGACUUGACAGUGAACUGCUAUGCUCUGAAUCAGGCCCUCGGCUCAACCAAGAUCGACACAAUGGUUAUAAGUGUUUUACGACCUCCCGAACCGCCCACCAUCUUGGGAUACGAACCAGGCCGAAGGCUUCGAAAAGAUGACCCUCAGAGGCUGACCUGCAUAAGCAACGGCGGCAACCCUCUGGCGACCCUGCAGUGGUUCAAGGGCACGCAGGAACUCCAGGCGGAUACCCGCCACGAAGGCGGUUCGGCCAUCUCCGAGCUGAACAUCUCCUUGGACGAGUCCGACAACGGAGCAGAGUACAGAUGCGAGGCGACGAAUCCCGCUUCCCCGACGCCGCUUAUCAACUCGACGAUACUGCAUGUUAUGUUUCCCCCUUCAGGAGUGAAGGUGAAGACUCGCCCUCGGCCAAUCAAGGCGGACUCACAAGCGACGCUCAUCUGCGAAUCGGCCUCCAGCAACCCCAUGGCUAAUGUCACCUGGUGGAGGAGCGGCUUCGAGGUCGACCACGGGGACAUCGAGGUCAAGCCUGGCCAAUACGGAGGACACACCACCAAACACUCGGUGCGAAUCAAUGUAACAGCGCAAGAUGACGGGGCUGUCUUCACCUGCCAGGCUGAUAACAGAGUUGGACCGACGACGCACGAUGCUGUAACGCUGAGUGUCCGAUUUCCUCCAGUCUGGAAAUCCAGCCCCAAAGAUUCCAUGGACGUAUCCGAAGGCGAGAACGUGGUCGUGAACGUCAGCGCCGUGGGAAAUCCCAACAGCAUCACGUACAUCUGGAAACGCUACGACGAGGUCGUCAUGUCUGGGAGCUUCCUGAACAUAUCCUCGGUGACGAAGGACCAGGCCGGGUUUUACACAGUCGAAGCCACCAACGAAGAGGGGACCUCAGUCAAGAAUAUCUCCAUCAACGUCAAGUAUGCCCCCACCAUCGUGGACGUCACGGGGGGUCGGAAUCUUACCCAGGGGGAGACAGUGACGCUCCUUUGCAAGGCGGAUGCGUCGCCCUCGCCGGAGAUCAAGUGGCAGAGGGAGGGCUACAACUUCUCCAAGGCCCACCACGAAAAGAGUCCCACGAAGGACCUCAUGGGGCUGACUAUUAAAAAUGUGACUUUCGAGGACACUGGCGUCUUCACGUGCGUGGCCACCAAUGGCAUCGGGGAGCCAGCGACAGCUAAUGCCACCAUAGUCGUCAAACACAAACCGAUCAUCGACCAGUCCCCCAGGUUCCAGAAAGCAGCUGCCGAGGCAGGAGGGAACGCGCGUCUUAUCUGCCGGGCUUCGGGGGCGCCUUACGUCUCUUUCACGUGGUUCACCAGAGACAACACCCCUAUCGAGAAGGCCAUCUACGCUCGCUUCGAUAACAGAUAUCUCGUCGAGGAGCCAAAGCUCGUAGACGGCUUAGUGACCUACGAGAGCGCCCUGCUGGUGAAGAACGUCUCCAACAAAGAUUACGGCUUCUUCGAGUGCCAGGCACGCAACCCGCUGGGGUUCCGAUCGGCCAUACACUUGGACGGCACCAGCAAGCCGGAUCCGCCUAUGGAUUUAAAGGUUCUAAAUUUUACCCACGAUUCAGUAACCCUAAUUUGGACACCCGGAUUCGACGGCGGUUUGAUUCAGAAUUACCGAGUUCGGUUUACCAUCGCUGGUUCAACCAGGUACCAGUAUGCCGAUGCAUAUCCUGAGAACGUCACGAUCUUCACGGUGUACGGACUCACCUUAGGCACCACUUACUCCUUCAGCGUCCUCGCAUACAACUCCAAGGGCGAGUCGGAUUAUACGAAGGACGAGGUGCAGGCUACCACGGAGAGUACGGCGCCCCCGACGGAAACGCCCCCCACCGGAUCAACGACCCCGGGGACGCGCGUCUCCGGCCUGAUCGUCAUCAUCAUCACUCUGGUGGGCGCGGCUCUGCUGGUCCUCAACGUGGCUCUGGUGGCCUGCUUCAUCAAGAGGCGAGCGCGCAAACGCCUGACAGCCUCGUCAGACAAGGGCUCCAGCAAGAGCACCACCAUCGAGAUGUAUGCCCCGUCGUCCUACACUGGCACUGUCACGGGAGAGACCCUGUCGUCUAUCUCUGAGAAGUCCCGCGAGAGCUACGCCCAUGAGGACUCGGCCGACGAGUAUGAGGCCGAAGCCGCCAGGGUGACAGCAGCCAGCACAUACCUCAUAGAGCAGCUGGAGCCCCCUCCCCAGUAUGCCACGCGACCCCUCCCCUCACUCCUCCCACCCCCACCCUCCCACAAUGACCUCAACAUAGAUGAUGGAUAUGACGACAUCAGGCGGAAUCAGUAUAAUGCGGCGCUAGAUCGAGCCAGCGGAUACGGAACGCUGGGCAGAAGGAAUAACACGACGGAUCAUUACAACAUAACGAACGCCGAGGGCGGCCACUACUCGCUCCAGACCCAUCGCUACAACACGUAUCAGCCGCCCAACCACACCACUUCCCUUACGGCCCAUACCCACAACACGGACUCCCUCAGGCGAAACCCGCCCUCGAAGCUCCACUUCCCUAAAGACUACAUUCGAAAUGGGUCCAUGAACAUCCCCGUGACGGGAAGUGCAGCUCCUUCUUCUGCUGCUCCUGGAGUAGGAGGAGGAGGAGGAGGCGGCCUGGGCGGGAAAUUCCCCAACAACCCAUCCCCGACGCGCACCCACCCACCCCACACGCCCAUGCUCACGACUUUCGCCUCCGAUCCAACCCAGCCCACCUCCGGAGUCCCUCUCGAACAUCGGGGUCACCUCGUGUGAGAUAUCUCUCCUCUCCUGAGGGGGACACGUGAUCUCUUCAUGUAAAUUGACUUGUUAAAGACAGCUACAACUUAUCCAAAGAUUAAAAAACAAAAAAAACAUUGGUCCAUUGUAACCUUUAUUUUUACAGUACUCAUGCCUGUUGAUUAUAUACCUAAAGAUAAGGAAUUAAUUGCGUUUCGCAAGACGUCAACGGAAUACCCAAGUUCUGUCAAUCGUAUAAUUAUAAAAAAGAAAACUGGCCCAUAACGUCCCAGAACUGGGACCUGAAGGUGCGUCGUUUGGGUUACGGAGAGCAUCAAUCAACAUUGCUUUUAAAACGCCGAUGGUAAAAGUGAUAAUGUUCCAUCAUCUCCCAAGAAAGCAAGAGACGGAGAUUGCCACAUGCUGGUGAUUAGUGUACUAUGGAAAAAAAAUAUCUGGCCCAUGAAAAGGAAAGAGAGUAUUUUUGUGUCCUUUAUAAAUGAGGACACUAACUGACUCCCAAAGUGUGGUUUUGUGCAGCGUUAGUAGCUACGUUUGGACAUCUCAGAUGCAAAUGAAAAGUUACUUAAAGACUAUGAUGGAGAAGCAGAAUGGUUCUGGAAGGAUGCUUAACAUUCCAUUUCCAGCUGAAAAAGGAGGCAGCUGUCACGUGUCGUAAAGUGGAAAAAGCCACAGGAACUGAUUAUGAAAUAUCUCCUUCGAUAUUUGAGAAAAUAAUGCUGCAUAGAAAUUACAGGAAAAAAACACACACAAAGAAAAAGUGAACGGUCCAUUUUGUAAUUUUUUUGAGAAUUUCUUUGGGAGCGCAACCACAUAUCAGGUCAAAUUCUCAGUGGUGUUUUCUUUUUUUAUCACUUUUAUAUGAAGGCUCAGGAGAGCUCACUGUGUAAAGAUGAAAAACAAGAAAUUUGCAAAUAGCCAAAGUACUGCUCAAUAGUGUGAUGUGUAAGAUAUUCAUAUUCCAUAUUAAGGUGGGAUCAUGCGUUCAAGCGUCCAUGUUUCCAAAUAUAUAAAAAAAAUAAUAUAAAAGUGACUGACUUCUUGCAUAAAUGUGAUCAUGAUUGUGUUGUUUCCGUGACACUGUCAGUGUGAUGUCGUCGCCUGCUCGUUCAUAAAAAGACUGUUUGACUUGUGACUUCUUGCUGGAAAGCCGAAGUAACAGCAACAAUUCCAGGUGAUCAUCAGCUUUCUGAGUUCCAGAAGUCAAAUGACUUGAAGAACCCAGUAUUGCUGACCCAGGCUGACAUGGAAGUGCCUUGUAGCCAGACAUAGAUAAUCCUAAACAGUAAAUUUUAGGGAAAUUUCUCUUAUAAGAACAGUACCACCCCAACCCCCCACAAUCCCCUUACCACCCUUACCCAUACGAUAAGGCGUUUGUUUGCAAUUUGUUAAUUCCCUACCAUUAUCACCAAUGACAGCCCCGUGGAUUUUUUGAGACACGAGUCUCGCGUCCUCUUCAUUGCAGAAGGCAAUUCCGCAUUUGCUUCAACCCAGGAGUUUAAAUUAGCGGUCUUCAUAAUGGGAAAGCUCUCCGGAUUUUUUCCUUUUUGUUUACAUCGAACAUUUCCAAAAGCCAUUCCUCCUUUUGAUUUAUGACAAUGAUCGGAGUGAUUUCUUCAAAAGUAUUGAAUAUUUAUACUGAAUACUUGCAAAUUAUAUA
Messenger RNA from Macrobrachium nipponense, 6113 nucleotides. RefSeq names its product nephrin-like. Gene Ontology annotation, molecular function: protein binding. NCBI's taxonomy places the organism in Eukaryota, Metazoa, Arthropoda, Malacostraca, Decapoda, Palaemonidae. The record is from RefSeq and is a predicted model, not a curated record.